Molecule: messenger RNA, 5214 nt
Organism: Zootermopsis nevadensis
Lineage: Eukaryota; Metazoa; Arthropoda; Insecta; Blattodea; Termopsidae
Product: mucolipin-3
Cellular component (GO): lysosomal membrane; plasma membrane
Molecular function (GO): NAADP-sensitive calcium-release channel activity
Source: RefSeq, a predicted model, not a curated record
UUGAUGAAUGCAGUUUCGCUUACAUGGUGAAAGUGGUCAUUUGUUAGGUGACUGUGGUCAUGUGAAUUGAGAAAGAAGCGUUAAUGCCUACAUAAUCUGUAGAGAUUUUAUAAUUAAGAAUGGCUCAUUCUGAAUCAAUCCAGGAGCACUCAGGCUCUAAGAUAGUGAAAGAAAAUACUGAAACAGAUAAUUUGGUUGAGAAGAACGAUUGUGACGAUCUUGAAGUUUUGAUUAUGAAUCAUAGUGCUGAAACAUCUGGAUCGUUAUCUUCAGAUUGUAGUUGCAGGUUAUCAGAUAUUGACAUCUCUGAGGAAAAAAUGAGGAGAAAGCUGAGGUUCUUCUUCAUGAACCCGAUUGAAAAAUGGCAGGCAAAACGUAGAUUUCCAUACAAAUUUAUAGUUCAAGUUAUAAAAAUUAUUCUAGUCACUGUGCAGUUAUGCUUAUUUGCCCAUAGCCGGUAUAAUCAUGUCAAUUACACGUGGGACAACCGUAUUGCAUUCUCACACCUGUUUUUGAAAGGAUGGGAUACAACAAGGGAAGUUAACUCUUAUCCUCCUAGUGUUGGACCUCUCGCCAUCUACAAAAUCAACGAAUUCUUUUACACAGUGGAUUAUGCUGUUGUUGGGUACUCAAAUCUUGUGAAUGCCAUUGGUCCAUAUUCAUACACAGAGGAAGAUAAUUCUAUGCCAGCCCCAGUUCUUUGCCUGUACCAGUACAAGGAAGGAGACAUCUUUGGCUUCAAUGAGAGUUAUGUGUUCAAUAGCGAAAUUGAAGAACGAUGCCUCAAUCUAACAGUGGAACCCAACGUAACUGCGGAGCACUACUCUAGCAGAGAGUUCCUGCAGGAGCACGGAAUUGUGAUAAACUUCUCUGCUCUAGUUAGAGCAACAAUUACAUUUUCUUUGAAGACUGUCAACUUAAAGGCUGCUGGACCAAUUACUCCACCAGAUUGUUACGAGUUUGGUAUCAAGAUAUCAUUUGAUAAUGAGGACCACGAUGGACAGAUGUUACUGUCGCUGGAUGCAGAUGCUGUCCGUCUCUACUGCAAAGGUGACGUGGAGUACGUUGUGGAUAAUCAGUUGGAUUCCAUACUCCGCAGCAUCCUCAACUCGUUGGUGAUUGUGAUCUGUAGCAUUUCUCUCAUUUUAUGUUGUCGUGCAAUUUACAGAGCGCAACAACUGAAGUUGGUGACUAUGGCUUUCUUCCAGAAAGUAUAUAAGAAAGAACUAAGUGCUGAAGGACAGUGCGAGUUUCUGAACUUGUGGUACAUCAUGAUCAUUGUUAAUGAUAUACUGAUUAUACUGGGCUCUGCAAUCAAAGAACAGAUUGAGAGAAAACAGUUUGCUGGAGAUCAGUGGAACAUUUGCAGUGUUUUACUGGGAACUGGAAAUCUCCUAGUAUGGUUCGGUGUGCUGAGGUACCUCGGAUUUUUCAAAACAUACAACGUUGUUAUUUUGACGUUGAAAAAGGCAGCUCCUAAGGUUGCUAGGUUCCUCCUCUGUGCAUUGUUGAUCUACGCAGGAUUUACGUUUUGCGGGUGGCUUAUUCUUGGUCCCUACCACAUGAAGUUCCGGUCACUGGCCAGCACUUCUGAAUGCUUGUUUGCUCUCAUCAAUGGGGAUGACAUGUACGCGACGUUCUCCAUCAUGUCGUUCAAAUCCCCGAUGCUGUGGUGGUACAGUCGCAUAUAUCUGUACUGUUUCAUCUGUCUUUACAUCUAUGUGGUGAUCAGCUUGUUCAUUUCUGUCAUCAUGGAUGCCUAUGACACAAUCAAGCUGUACUACAAAUCUGGCUUUCCCAAGAGUGAUCUUCGGGUGUUUGUAGCAGCCUGCACAGAUGAAGCUUCCAGUGGAAUAUAUCGCAGGGAAUCGUCCAGUUCUCUUGGAGAUUUUAUGGAGAAGAUCUGCUGUUGUAAAAACCCUGUUACAUUUCUGAUGAGAUCUCGCUCCCAGUAGCCAGAGAAACUUUGGAUCAAAAUCAGGCUUUCCAACAAAAAGUCUUCAUGCAUUUCUUAACUCCCCCAUGUGAGCUGCUACGUGGCAUAGAAGACAAUUGUGCCUUUAGUUUGUUACUUACAGUACUAAAAUUAAAAUAUUUUGCAAGAAAAUUAAUGGAAUGUAAACACAAGUCUUGGUGGUUGUCUUCCGAGUUGUUACACCGUGUCAUCUGCUAUAGCAGACACCAUAGUUUUUUGCCGUUGGAGAAGCUGGCGGAUGGACCUACUCUGUGUACUUGGAGUGGCAAGGUCAGUGUAUUUGUUUUGUUUGGGCCUUCAGCCCGAUAAGCUCCUCGUCCUUCCUGGAAGCAGAGGAAAUAUUAUACUAUCAUACAAGUGACUCGCUUCUAGCCUUCCUCCUGAAUUUUCCACCGCCCAAAAACUCCUACGACCACUAUAUAAGUUCAUUGACAUUUCAGUAUGCAUCUGUGCCUGCAAUAAUCUUGGACAUCAUUACAAUUAAACUGAUUUACAAACUUGGGAUGCAAAAGUGAGGAUUGAUGAUGGUAAAACAAAGGUAAGAGAAGAAUACAUGAAACAGGGAUGAAAUGCUCAAGAAUAAUGUCGCAAGAUAUUUUUUAAAUAGAGGAAGAAGGAAAAUGGUGAGCAGAAACAGUGAACUUGAAGGUGAUAGUGGCCAAGAACGAGAAACAGCAGUGAGAAAGUGACUGAUGGAAGGGAACACGAGGCGUGAUCGGCGAGAAACGAUAAUGUGAUAGGUAGCAGUGAUAAAUAAAGUGAACGCGGUUACUUCAGAGAAUUUUAAGUAAUGUAACAGUAAGCGAGUAGAGAAGUGGGUUGUAAUAUAAAUGGAUAGAAACAGUUUUUUUUUAAGUCCAUCUGAAGGUGAGAAACUCGACCAGAAUCAGAUUGGGUGUCAAUGACGAUGAGAAAGUGCAGAAAGACUUACAUGGACAAGAAUUUGUAAAAAUGUUAAAAAAUUAACUUAUACACACACACAGAGACAUGCAACAUGCAUAUGUAUGUUAUGCAGACUUUAAUUUUUGAUAGCUAUGAUAAUACAAAGAAUGAGGAUAAUAUGUGUGGAAUCUGGGUUUAUUUUACAUGGACGGGCCAGAUAAUUGUAACAUUUAAGUGGUGAAAUUGUUAGGAAAAGCAUGAAUUGGGGCACAUGCCAUGAGAUGCAUGGAUAACGAUAGAAUGCAAAUGGGAAAAGAAAGUACAUAACUUUACAUUGUAUGUUAAAUGCUGUAACAGUGUAACCAUCAUCUCAAAAUUUUUUAGUGGCUGCUAUGUUGGUAUUAAAGUUGAAUUUGCCAUUUAGAUGACCAGUCACAUAAGUUCACGCUGUAAUGAUUUUUAAGUACUGUGCGGUUAAGAUGUUUGGGCACUAGGUGGAGGUCAAUUAUCAGCUUCAUGCCCUGACUGCUUUAUCCCAGGGACUAGUUCUGUAGGCGACUGAAUGACCUCAGAGUCGGUUUGGUUGUGGUCACUGAACAGUCACGCUAUAGGCUUAUUACUGUAAUGCCUGUUUUACCCCUUGGGUCGUGUUUUAUGUGGGAGUAAAAUCAGUGUCUGUGUCAGCUGGUUUCUGAUAUCACAUUCGUAUAAUAGAAUGGAUGUAAUUUAGAUGUGGUAACCUGAAGAAAGUUGAUGCGUUGUACGACUUAAGCUGCAGUGUGAUCACUGAGCUCAUUGCAAAUGGUAACGGUCAAUAUCAACAUCUUCAUCACGGCGAAAACCUCAUACCUAACUUCAUACUCACAUAUUGCUUCAUAUUCAUCUUUGCAUAGUCUUACGUAGUCUAUAUUAACAUUCAGUUUGGAUUAAAAAUAUGUUACCGUGUCCUUUACCGAUAACACUGCCUCACAAAAGCAGGUUGUAGGUUUUACAUGGAAGUUUCAUAAUGUGUUGAUGUGAGUUCUGUAAGAGGAAGAAAUGAUGGGGAUGCUUUGAGGACGUGAUUUUGUCUUGUAAGAAAGAUUCCUGAUUCUGACCACUGAUGUUUAUCCUGAAAUAUAUUCCAGUUUGAAAUCCACAGUCUGUAAAACAUAAUGUCGCCACAGUGGCCGCGCGGUCUGAGGUGUGGGCCUCGUGCCACUUGGACACUGUGACCGUGGGUUCAAAUCCCGCUCAAGCCAUGGAUGUUUGUCCGCGUCUCUCUGUGUCGUGCUGUCCUGUGUACAGGUAGAGGCCUUGCGACAGGCCGAUCACUCGUCCAAGGAGUCCUACCAAUUGUCUAAUAGAUCAAAGCCAACGAAUGUUGGGACCCGCAGAUGCCUAAGUAAGUAAGUAAUGUUGUGAGAUAAUUUCACCUAUCCUUUUGCAGCUAAUUAACAGUCCAGAAAUAUAAUGAGCUCACUUCUGUUCUUUCUUUCAGGACACCAUAUACACUUUUCUCUGGCAGGUCAACCCAUUCUAAACCUCUGUCUUCAAAAAUUGUUGGUGCUAUGUGUGUAUAGGUUGCAUUUUUGCCAUGUCUACUUGUGUGAGACAGGAAAUAUGCUUCUUGGCAUAUAUUAAAAUUUAUCCAAGUAAUUAUAAUUCCAGAAACAUAAACUGUAUUUACUGAAAUGUGAUAUCCAUAGUUUCCUGGUACCCCCAGGUAUUUGUGCCAAAGUGGAGGAAGACUUUUGUGUGUAUGUAUAUAUAUAUAUGUAAUUGUUAAUAGUAGCGCAGGGUUUUCUGAAAGAGCUUUAAGCGUUCAGUUGUGUUGGUAUAAUAUUAAUGUGGCAAAAUAUCCUUAUGGAUUUGCAGAAUGUGUCAUUCUUGCUGAAUUUAAUAAUUUGCUAAUCAGUUUGAACAGUAUUUGGACAAAUGCAGUAUAAAUAUGAUUUGUUUUUUGUGGGCAUAUAUCCCAAAAACUUCGUACUCUUUCUUAUGAUUGCAAUGUUGAAAUAGAGAAGUAUUGUGUCGUUACUACCAUACUGUCUGUAGAUGUGUUAUGUGUACCUGACAUUUAAAGAUUUCUUUUGUACAGAUAUAUAUUAUAUACAUAUAUAAAUAGAAUCAGUUUUACCUGUGGCAUUGUUCUUUUGAUAUUUCGGCCUUUCUCGCUUGUUUUGCCAGUUUUGUUAAUUAAAAGACAGUACACGUGGCACACAGUUUACUAAAUAAUGAGAAAGACGUAUCAGCAGUUGUUCUCAUAAUGUGUAUGUUCUGCUGUUAAAAUAAAUGUGUGAUAUUAAUCAUCUGUGUACAGUAACAUGUUAUGAUUUUAAAAGUCUAAGCAAUUAAAAGUAUUUAAAGCACUGGAA